AACCGAAUGGUUCAGGAUGAGGUUUUUGAUCUUUUACGAGUAAGAAAUCCUUUCUUUAUAUUUGAGAAAGCGGGUCAGUUAGAGUUGUUUGCCGACCGUGCCAUGUUUAUUGGUACCCAACCGGCCGAAGGCGAGGAUUACAGUAGAACGAAAGCUGAAGCCAAAGAUCCACUAGUAUUUUCUCAUGAAUUAGGUUUAGUUUUAAAAAGGAGAUAUUCCACAGUUACUAACCGGGAUAUUGAGAAAAUGGCUUUGGAAACUCCGGAUAAAUUAGCCGAGUUGUUCGCCCAAAUUAUUAAAGAUAUUAGUAAUCGAGCCCACUAUGAAUUAUUAACUAAAUGUGUGCAAUUGGUCUGCACUGAUAAAAAUUAUCGUAAUCAUAAUGAUGAUAAUGACACGGCUUUAAUUAAAAGGUCAAUUGAAGAGUAUAAAAAACCUGCUCAAGUAUUGAG
Racocetra persica is the source of this 452-nucleotide messenger RNA. The record is from the annotation of a GenBank genome assembly. Lineage: Eukaryota; Fungi; Glomeromycota; Glomeromycetes; Diversisporales; Gigasporaceae.